Oikopleura dioica is the source of this 357-nucleotide messenger RNA. The record is from the annotation of a GenBank genome assembly. NCBI's taxonomy places the organism in Eukaryota, Metazoa, Chordata, Appendicularia, Copelata, Oikopleuridae.
AUGCGUUCUACUUGGAUCGCAAAAACCAUCAUCGUCGCCCAUAUGACCUUCCAUGAAACCAGAGACCGACUGAUCGCAUACCUCACGGAUGCUUUCCAAACCAAGUAUGGUCGACGUCAGAUCCCAUUUCGACCAAUAGCAUUGCCAAGAAACGAACUCCAAGACAAACUCCAAGCGAUCGAAAUCCGCGUUAAAGCGGUCGCUUCUACUAUCAUCCUCGCCAAACGCGUGGUCAAACCCGGCUUGCCAAAAAUGGAGCCAACUCCGGCUAGAAAAGGGACCAGACAACGAAUGCGAAAAAUCCAACGUAACAGACGAAAGUGGUCGGCAUCGAGCACCAAAUCCAAUGAGGCUUAA